AUGGCGAAAACGUACCCGUUUGAGUUGGACCCGUUUCAAGCAACCUCAAUAGCGUGCUUGGAGCGGCGGGAGUCCGUGCUCGUGGCAGCGCACACGUCGGCGGGAAAGACGGCCGUUGCGGAGUAUGCAAUCGCGAUGGCAUUUCGCGACAAGCAGAGGGUCAUUUACACGUCUCCGCUUAAGGCGCUGAGCAACCAGAAGUAUCGGGAGCUGAGUGAGGAGUUCAGUGACGUCGGGCUGAUGACGGGUGACGUCACCAUCUCCCCCAACGCUGCCUGCAUCGUCAUGACCACCGAAAUCCUCCGAUCCAUGCUCUACCGAGGCUCUGAAGUGCUUCGGGAGGUGGCUUGGGUGAUCUUUGACGAGAUUCACUACAUGAGGGAUCGGGAGCGGGGCGUGGUUUGGGAAGAGAGUAUUAUUUUCCUUCCGCCAGAUGUUAAAAUGGUGUUUUUGUCGGCUACGCUGUCGAAUGCGCGGGAGUUUGUCGAGUGGAUUACUUAUCUGCAUAAGCAGCCUUGUCACGUGGUGUAUACGGAUUACCGGCCGACUCCCUUGCAGCAUUUCGCGUUUCCUUAUGGCGGGGAUGGGCUGUACCUGAUGGUGAACGAGCAGGGGAAGUUUAUCGAGAAGAAUUUCAAUCGCUUAGCUAAGAGUUUUGCAAAAGCAAAGGAGGCGGCGGCGGAGGCGAUCCCAGAAGCUGCUGGCUUCGCAGGGAGAGGGAGAGGAAGGGGGGGGAGGGGAGGGAGAGGAGGGAGAGGAGGGAGGGGAGGGGAAGGAGGGAGAGGAGCAGGAGGAGGGCCUUCGGAUAUCUACAAGAUAGUGAAGACCUGCUCCGAGCUGGACUUCCAUCCAAUGAUUGUGUUUAGCUUCCGCCGGCGCGAGUGUGAGGCGUAUGCCAUGCAGCUGAGCAAGCUGGACUUCAACAGCGAGGAGGAGAGCAAGAUGGUGAAAGAGGUGUUCAACAACGCUAUCUCUGUUCUCCCCACACAGGACCAGGACCUGCCAGCAGUGCGCCAGAUGCUGCCGCUGCUGCAGAGGGGAGUGGGAGUGCACCUCUCACUCAGGGCUGCUGCUGCCUUACUCCCCCUCGCUCUGCUCCCUCCCUCCCUGUCCCCAGGAUCUCCCAGCAGUGCGGCAGAUGCUGCCGUUACUCCAGAGGGGCGUGGGAGUGCACCACUCGGGGCUGCUGCCUUACUCCCCUUCGCUCUGCUCCCUCCCUCCCUGUCCCCAGGAUCUCCCAGCAGUGCGGCAGAUGCUGCCGUUGCUGCAGAGGGGAGUAGGAGAUCUCCCAGCAGUGCGGCAGAUGCUGCCGUUGCUGCAGAGGGGAGUAGGAGUGCACCACUCAGGGCUGCUACCUUUUUCCCCCUCGCUCUGCUCUGCUCCCUCCCUCCCUGUCCCCAGGUGUUCAACAAUGCUAUCUCUGUGCUCCCCACUGAGGACCAAGAUCUCCCAGCAGUGCGGCAGAUGCUGCCGUUGCUGCAGAGGGGAGUGGGAGUGCACCACUCGGGGCUGCUGCCCAUCCUCAAGGAGCUCAUUGAGAUUCUCUUCCAGGAAGGGCUGUUGAAAGUUCUAUUUGCCACUGAAACGGUGAGUUGGCUGCUUGCUGGUACAGAGGCGGGUGUUCAUGCAUGGGAGGGGCUCCUCAAAGUGGGAGUGGGAGUGCACCACUCGGGGCUGCUGCCCAUCCUCAAGGAGCUCAUUGAGAUUCUCUUCCAAGAGGGACUUUUGAAAGUGCUCUUUGCCACUGAAACGUUCGCCAUGGGACUGAACAUGCCGGCUCGCACUGUUGUCUUCACAGCCACACACAAGUGGGAUGGCGAGUCAAACCGCGCUAUGCACUCAGGGGAAUACAUCCAGAUGAGUGGGCGAGCAGGGCGGAGAGGGAAGGACAGCAAAGGAAUCGUCAUCGUGAUGGUCAAUGAGGAGAUGACCAUGGAAGCAUGCAAGGAGAUGAUGCUGGGAAAGCCUGCCCCCUUGGAGAGCUCCUUCCGCCUGACCUACUAUGCGCUGCUGAAUUUGAUGGCUCGAGCGGAGGGGCAGUUCAAUGCGGAGCAUGUGAUUGCACACUCCUUCCACCAGUUUCAGCACGACAGGCAAGUGCCAGAGGUGGAGAAGAGGAUAAAAGAGCUACAGGCAGAGGCAGAUGCGUUGGAGGCAGGGACUGAGGAUGAGAUUCGAGAGUACCACGCGCUGCGUCUGUCACUAGCUGAGAAGGAGAGGCGGUUGAAGGCGGAGGUGCUGCGGCCCGAUAGAUGCCUGCACUUCCUGCAACCGGGUAGACUGAUCCGGGUAGUGGAUGGUCUGGACGAUUGGGGGUGGGGAGUGAUCGUCAACGUGAUGAAGCAGGCCUCUCAAAGCAACACCUCCUCCGCUCUCAUCGCCCCUUCGCCCACCGCCUCUGCUGCUGCCGCUGCACCGCUCUCCACCACGGCAUACCUGGUGGACACGCUGCUGCUGUGCUCUCCCGUGGUGGACAGUGGAGGAGCGGAGGGCUCCACUGCUCAGCUUGUGCCACGCCCGUGCGCCCUAGACGGGAACGGAGAGAUGCAUGUGAUCCCUGUCAAGUUACCAGCAGUGGCGCGCAUAGGCGCGCUCAGAAUCGCCCUGCCCACGGAUCUUCGCCCCAAGGAGGCACGGCAGGCCGUGCUGGUGACACUCAGAGACGUCACCCAACGGUUCCCCGAUGGCCUGCCCAUUCUGGACCCUGUAGAGGACAUGGGCAUCACGGACGAGUCGUUUUUGGACCUCGUGCAUUCCAUCGAUGAGGAGGAGGGCAAGCUGGCCAAACAUCCUCUUUUCAAGGCGGAGAUAGCGGAGCAGAAGCUGGAGGUGCUCAAGAGGCGAGGGCAGCUGCUGGCAGAGGCACAGAGGCUUAAGAUGAAGACGAGGGAGUCACAGCUCUCACUCUUCAAAUCCGAGCUCCGAAAUCGUUCAAGGGUGCUUAGGCGGCUGGGCCACAUCGACUCGGACGGGGUGGUGCAGCUCAAGGGCAGGGCGGCGUGCGUCGUCACGACAGGCGAUGAGCUGCUGGUGACGGAGCUGAUGCUGGAGGGCGCUUUUAACUCCAUGGACCCUCACCAGCUGGUUGCUGUUGCCAGCUGCUUCCUUCCUUCUGAGAAGUCGAAUGAAGAGCAGCCUGUGUCAGCGGACUUAAAGCCGCACUACAACACUUUAAGGGAGGCAGCGCAGCACAUAGCGCAGGUUCAGAUUGAGGAGAAGAUAGAGGUGGACGAGGAGGAGUACGUGGAUCAAUUCCGGCCGACGCUCAUGAACGUGUUCUUUCAAUGGUCCAAGGGAGAGUCGUUUGGCAAGGUCAUUGACAGCACGGAUGUGUUCGAGGGGACGAUCGUGCGUGUGGCUCGACGGCUCGAUGAGCUUCUAAACGAGAUGAAGCUGGCGGCUCAAGCAAUCGGGGAACAAGCUCUUGUAGAUAAGUUUACCAAGGCUAGUGAGAGCAUCCGCAGAGGCAUUAUGUUUGCCAACUAUAUCGGCAAGCUCCCACCAGACCAGCUGAACCAAAUCCUUGACCUAAUCUUCGAUCCCACCUCCAGCAUCGGCCUCAAUCUCGCAAGCUACCUGAUCGGCGGCAGCUACAUCCUCCUCUCCCCCCACAUACUCAUUCGCUCUCCCCCCUUUCUUCCCCCCAACUCCUCCUAUUUCCCCCCAUUCCCUCCUCCCUAUCUCAGGUUCGCCAACUACAUCGGCAAGCUCCCACCAGACCAGCUCAACCAGACCCUUGACCUAAUCUUUGGACCAUCCUCCAUCCCUCUUCACCGCAUCCAACCCCCCAACCCCACCAGGUUUGCCAACUACAUCGGCAAGCUCCCACCAGACCAGCUCAACCAAAUCCUUGACCUAAUCUUCGAUCCGUCCUCCGGUAUCGGGCUCAACCUCGCACGCUACCUGAUCGGCGGCAGCUACAAUCUCGCCAACAGCCCCCGAUUCGACACUGCGGACUGGGAAUCCCGGGCAAUUCCGGGUUAUAGACCUUUGGAAAGCGGGCCAUAUGAUUGGACGAGAGAUUGGCGGCAGCGGAAGGUUCUGGACGGGGCUAUAGUGAGGGGAGUGGAUGAGGUGGAUGCGAUUAUUUACUCCCCGCCCUGGUGGAUGACUAUAACGGGGGAUACCUCUGGAAAUGCGAAAGACGAGACGAAUCUUCAGCCGGACGCGUACGGCGCUUAUGCGGGUUAUAUGGCUGAUGUGGUCGGCAGUGACAGCAGGAUAGACUAUCUCGGGGAGAGCACUAAGGGGGAUAUGGUGCUUCCGGAUCUGCCUGUCGACCUCGAGAAUGAGGGGCGGCUUGAUCUGGACUUGGGUGCGGAUGUGGGGCCCAUAGAGGAGCUCGCCAAGGCAGAGGCGGACGAGGCGGAGCUGCUGCUGGAGCAACUGGGCGUGCCUCCCCAGUUCCCCCAUGGGCUGGCGUCGCGCGGCAUCUUCUGCAGCCGCACUCUCAACCUGCGAUCGAUCACGACCAUCGGAUAUGACAUGGACUACACUCUGAUUCACUAUAACGUCAAUGCCUGGGAGGGCCGAGCCUACGACUAUGCUAUGGAGAACCUCCGAGCCAAGGGGUACCCGACCGAGGGGCUGAGGUUCGAUCCGGACCUGGUGAUCCGAGGGUUGGUGAUGGACAAGGCGAGUGGCAACCUGGUGAAGUGCGACCGGUUCGGGUUCGUGAAGCGAGCCAUGCACGGCACUGAGAUGCUUUCCAACAAGGCCAUCAGCAAGCUGUACGGCCGUGAACUGGUAGACCUGAGGAAUGAAGGCAGGUGGGAGUUCCUGAACACGCUCUUCAGUGUGAGCGAGGCCGUGGUGUACGUGCAGAUGGUUGACCGCCUUGACCAGGGGCUGCUCCCUGCUGAGGUGGCUCCAGGGGACUACAAGACCCUUUAUACAGUGGUGGCUAGAGCUCUUUUCCGAGCACAUGUGGAGGGGCAGCUCAAGGCGGAGAUCAUCAACUCGCCGGAGAAGUUUGUGGAGCUAGAUCCAGAGCUUCCCCUUGCUCUGCUGGACCAGAAGCUGGCGGGGAAGAGGCUGCUGCUGAUCACCAACUCGGACUAUCAGUACACCCACCGCAUGAUGACCCAUGCUUUCGACCAGUUUUUGCCGGAAGAAAUGACCUGGCGGUCAUUGUUUGACAUGGUGAUAGUAUCGGCUCGCAAGCCCGAGUUCUUCUCUAUGGCUCACCCGCUGUACGAGAUAGUGACCCCUGAUGGGCUCAUGCGACCAUGCUUCAAAGCAAACUCUGGAGGGCUGUAUUGUGGAGGCAGCGCUCAGAUGGUUGAGAAAGCCUUGGGCUUUGCAGGGGACGAGACACUGUACGUGGGCGACCACAUCUACACGGAUGUGUCGCAGUCCAAGCUGCACCUGCGCUGGCGCACCUGCCUCGUGUGCCGGGAGCUCGAACAAGAGGUGGAGGCCCUAAUCCACGGCCAUGACACGAGGCUAAGACUCAUAGAUCUGAUGGCUCAGAAGGACCGCGUGGGUGACUGCUUCAACCAGCUGAGGCUGGCCCUGCAGCGGCGUACACAGGGGCAGGCGGCGCAGACGGCAGCGGUGGGGGAGAUGGAGGAUGGGGAGCUGGUGAGGAGCAUGCAGCGACUGCUGUGGAUCAUGGCGAGGCUUGAUGGGGAGAUUGCUCCCUUGCUUGAGACGGAUGGGGCUGCUUUCAACGACAGAUGGGGAUACCUCUCUCGGGCUGGUCUUUGGGAUAAGAGCCACAUUACCCGCCAAAUAGAGAAAUAUGCUGACAUCUACACCUCAAGGGUUUCCAACUUCUUGCGGUACACCCCGUUCAUGUACUUCCGAGCACAAGGGCAG
This is a messenger RNA of Closterium sp. Naga37s-1, 5820 nucleotides long. The record is from the annotation of a GenBank genome assembly. NCBI's taxonomy places the organism in Eukaryota, Viridiplantae, Streptophyta, Zygnematophyceae, Desmidiales, Closteriaceae.